UAUUGUUGUUAAAUUGAGAAGGAUGAGGAGGAGUGGGAUAAAGAAGGCAGGGAACACGUAGCAAGCGAAGCAGAGUGUGAUGAGGAGGAGGAGGCACAGCUGAGGACAGGACGCCACCAUGUUGGAGCUAGAGGUGUACCCGGAACAGUCCCUCAGCUCAGAGAAAUGGGAGUUUGUACUAGGGAUGCACUUCAGCCAGGCGGUGGCCAUUAUCCAGCACCAGGUCGGCACCAUUCGUGGAGUUCAUGUCCUCUACAGCGAUACUACCUCUCUGGAGACUGACCUGAUCCUGAACCUGUCUCAAGAUGGCAUCCAGCUCUUCUUCGACCCCCUGUGUCAGCGUCUCAAGGUCAUCGAGGUGUAUAACAUGAAGGCGGUCAAGCUGAAGUACUGUGGCAUAACAUUCAGUUCUCCGGAGGUCAUCCCAAGCAUUGAGCAGAUUGACCACUCUUUUGGCGCCACCCACCCCGGCGUUUAUGACUGGGAGAGGCAGAUUCUAGCUAUCAACUUCCCAGGGUUAUCUUUCUUCUUCUCAGUGGAUCAGAAGUACCAGCCCAGCCUCAACAAGGGCUUCAGCUCCCUCAUGUUCCCCAGUGGAGCCUCCCCUGUGGUGUCUAAGAUGCUCAUAUACAGUGGCAACAAUCCUAGUGAUCCGAGGGCGCCUCCACUGCCAGCCUCCUGCAUUCACAACCUCAUCCACCUUGACUCUCUGUUGGUGCUGCGAGACAUGGGGAAGACUAAGGAACUUCGACUUAGCCUCUUCACGGAUGACGGCCGGGCGCGCCACCACGACUCCCGGCAGACCUUCACCCGCACCAUUCAGUUUGGGGCAUCGUGCCAGGAGGUGGCCAUGGCCCUGGGUGCCCCCUCCAGGGUGUUCUACAAGUCUGAGGACAAAAUGAAGAUUCACAAUGCCCACGCGAGGAAAGCCACCACCCGCUCUGACUUCUUCUUCAACUACUUCACCCUUGGCCUGGAUGUGCUGUUUGACGCCAAGACGCAGCGUGCCAAGAAGUUCGUCCUGCACACAAACUUUCCUGGCCACUACAACUUCAACAUGUAUCACCGCUGUGAGUUUGAGCUGCCCCUCACUGUGCCCCGGCAGCCUGAGGACGGCACCCAGCUCAUCGACCUCCCCUCCACCAUCACGGUGCAGAGUGUGACCUUGUGGGACACCCUGGGGUCACGCAUCAAGCCCCGUGGCCGCCCCGUUGUGCUGCAUCGCUCCUCCUCCACCAACACCUCCAACCCGUUUGGCUCAACCUUCUGUUAUGCAUAUCAGGACAUCAUCUUUGAGGUGAUGGCCAAUGGACACAUAGCCUCCGUCACACUGUAUGAGAGUGAGGAGGCUGCAUAGUACUGGCUGUAGCCCUGGCCUGGGAAGUGCCCCACGUCAGCUGUGAGGCCGCCCUGCCCUUCCUGCCCCCCCACACACACCACAUGUUCAAGCACAUACUGCAUACUUUCACUCACUCAGACACCUCACAUGUACACCACACACCACAUUCAGACACCCAGGCACACUCCACACACAUGCACACUACCUAAGUAACUGUAAAGGUACAUUUAUAUAUAUAUAUAUAUAUAUGUAUAUGUAUAUGUAAACACUCUUAAUCUAACCUCAGGAAAGGUGUUGAUUUUUCUUGAGAUGGAGCAUGAUUGAGUGAGUUUUACAAUUUUUUACUCAUUUGAGGCAGAAACCAGGGCGAGGCUAGGAAGGCAAGGCUAAUUGGCUGGCUGGCGGCCUUGGGGACUGGCAGAACACACACAGAACACACACAAAACAGAACAUUACCAUUACUCUCUUCUCAUUUCUCCAUGAAUGACGCGCUGGUGCCAGACUGUUCAAGACCUCUCUUCAGCUUUUCCCUCAAGUUGAAGUUGGUGAACCUCAGAGCCAGCAAGUGUCACAGGACAUCACCCCAGGGAGUUGACAUGUGGCACUGAACAGGGACAGUGCUGUGACAGUGCCGUGGCAGUGCCGUGGCAGUGGUGUGGCCCGUGUGUGCUGCAGUGAGCCAAGAGACAGUCUGUGUGGCUCUGCAGGGCCUUGAGGUUAGUGUGAGAGACAUUUCAAAGGACAUUUACCGCCUGGCAUACUGUUGCCCCCUCCACGUCUCCUGAGUGAGAGGUGGAGGAGGUGGAGGAGAGGUUGUGGUGAUGAGUGAUGUGUAGUGUGGUGGUGUAGUGUCCAGGCAAACCAGAAAGCUGAGUGGAGGAGAGGCUGAGGUUGUGGUGUAGUGGUGGUGUUGUGGAGUGGUGGUGCAAUGUCAAUCAAACCGGAGAGCUGAGUUGACAGGCUUCCGUUGUCUGCUGGGCCACGCUGAACUCAGCUGGACCUGAGAGCAUUGUGGCAGCCCCUCCCUGCCCCUCCACUCAGCGGGACACUGGCAGCAACACAGACUGGCGGCCGAGUGAAGGCAUGUGUCUGCAGUCGAGAAAAUGGCCAGACGGCGCGAGUUUUUAUCAUAAAUUAAAAAAAUAUUAUCACUUUUUAUUAAGUGUGUGAAGUGUUUUUGGGUGCAUUGCGAGUGUACGAGUGUCGCACGUUUGUCCCCGAGACGCACACAGCACGGCACUCUUUGCUGCGGUGCCGGGAGGGGCGUGCAGUGGUGCCUCCCUGUGUCGGAGGGGACGGUGCCAUAUUGUCAAGGUGUGAGCCUUGUUCCGUAGUUCAAAGAUUCUUGUUUGGUAGUUCAAAGACUCAUCAUCAGCAUCAGGCACAAAGAGCUGUAAAUAACUCCACCACUGCUUCUAUUCACAGUGUUGUUUACAUGCCCACCUCCCCUCUUUUGUUUACUUAACGGAGACUCGCUUCAGGCCGCCGUCACGGAACACACGAAUUAGCAGUGUUAUUGUGUUCCGCACGGCCAGAAAGCUUCACCCCAGGCAUUGUGGGUGAGGGCAGGUGGUGGUGCCCAGCGUCACCUAGGAACUGUGUGUGUUCAUUCUGAGUUGGCAUGACUGUUUACUUUGGUUCUCUGCUACCACACCUUGUCUUGGUGGUGUCUGGUGAGGGAGUGACAAGUGAAGAAGCCUGUUCAUCAAGUUGGUGUGACAGUCUUGCUUGGUUCCCUCACUGUGUUGCUGCCUCUGGUGACAUCUAGUGAGGGAGUGACAAGUGAAGGAGCCUGUUCAUCAAGUUGGUGUGACAGUCUUGCUUGCUUCCCUCACUGAACACCACACGCUCGUCUCUGGUUCUCCCUCACUGUGCCCUGCCUUGGGUGACAUCCAGCGAGGGGGGGUGACAAGCAGGGCAGGCUGUGGGGGUGCCGGGCUCAAGGGCUGGGCGCCGCACUGUGCCAGGAUGAGCCACAGUGCAGGCAGGAAGACAGGUGCCAGGUGCCAGCUGGUGGUUGCUGGCUGCCUGGCUGCCAUCUCUCACAUUGCAGUAUCUUUGUUGCUCCAUUUUAUCUCCCUGGUUGUGUUUGGAAAUGUGGUUUUUCCAGUGUUUUUUUAAUUUCUUGUUAGGUUUUAUUAAUGGAGACUGAAGGAGUCCGGAAUAUUUAAGACUGAGGGCGGCAAGGAGCCGUUCUUGCUUAGGUUAUUUAAGUCGAGUGUGUGUGUGUGCGUGUGUGUGUGUGUGUGUGUGUUUUGCUCAUGAGUUACAUACAGCAGAGAGGAUCACAGAGAGACAUUUCCUAAUUAACUGAGAUUACAGACAAUCAGCGUUAUAUUACUUAACAUUACAAUAAGUCAAACCUUGGAUCUGGUUUGUAAUUUAAGUUGAGGCUAUAGCAGGUCCCUCUCAGCCCUGACUAGGCUCUGUGGGACCCCAGGCCAGGCACAGCAGAGGUGGAGGAGGCGGAGGAGGUGGAGUGUGGCCAUUGAGGGCAGUGGUGGUGAGGGUAGGGUGUGAGGCAAAGAUAGGAUAAAUAGAGACUGAGAGAAGGGAGUGGAUAGGGACAGCUGGGUGGAAGAGAAGGACUUGUCAGUUUUGUCAUGGAGAGGCAGUGAGCUAACAGAAGUAUUUAGCAAAGUAGGUAAGCAGGAACAGGAAUAAGAAACAAACCAAUAAGAAUAAUAAGAAAUAAGAAACAGACCAAAAGAAACCAAAGGAAGGUGAAUAAGGAAAUGCAAGUCAGUACAUCAGUUACAGCAGUCCCCAACACACCCACACAGGCACCCAGGAGUAGUGUCAGCCAGAGUUAGCAGUGUUACGUGUCCCAGGGCUGUAGGUCGUGUCACUGAGGGUGGAGGUGGCCAGUCGUAUUGCUCCCCCAUCCCCACAUUCCCCCAUGAGGGCUUCCAUCCCCCGCAGGAGGAGCAGGUGUUGUGCUGUUUCACCGACCUGCUUGUUGUGCUGGCCGGAGAGAGUGUUUAGUUUUAUUAAGGUUAUUAGUGUUACUGCGAAUUCUCGUACAGCACUGAACUGCAGGAGUGUUUGUGUGUGUAUAAUGUCCUCCAUCUUGAUACAAACUUGGUAUUGCUUAAAUUGUCUUUGUACUAAAUUCAAAUGGAUCAGUUUUCAGCAGUGUCUUACGAUUUUUUCAACACUUUAUUAAAAUUUAUCAGCACUUCAAAAAACAUGCAUUGGCUUUGUCAGAUUUGGAUUUCAUUGUUAUUGCUAUUUGUUCAGUUUUCUUUAUAUUUAUUUUGUUUAGCUGUGGUGUGGGCUGACUGCAAUACUGAGGGGGUCUAUGUUUGUCGUUAUUGUUAUUAUUAUUAUUAUUAUUGGUCUCGUUCAUUAUUUUCCGUACGAAUUAUCUUUUGUGUUCAAGACGUAAUGGUCGGGUGUACAAGGCAUCCGACACCAUUGCAUUCUGGGUGGUUUCAUUCGUGUUUUAUUUUGUUUCUUUGUUUUUGUUCAUAUCUUUCUUUUGUUUAUUUGUUUUUAUUUAUAUUUUCCUUUUUUUAUUUGUGGUUUGAUUAAUUUUCUUUUGUGUAUCUGUUUUUAUUUAUAUUUCCUUUCAUUUAUCUGUGUUUUUACUUAUUUAUUUUUUUGUUUAUCUAUUUUUAUUCAUAUUUUGUGCGGCGCCUGCAGUGCUGUGCCUGUGUGUGCUGCUGCCGCCACCGCCGCCGCCGCUGCCCACUCUGGGCCACGCGACACUUUCUUACUUUUAAAUCAUAAAAAAAAAGACAAAGCCAGGAAAAAAAAUAACAAAAAAUAAAACAUACUAACAUGACAAACACCUCAAACUGAACAAAAAAAACAAAAAAAGAAAGAAAAAGAAAAAAGAAAUACAUACAUACAUAAAUACAUACAUACAUACUCGUACAUACAUACAUACAUACAUCCUCUAUGUUUGUAGUUCUGAAUUUCCAAUAAUGUCUUUCAUAUAUGAAGCAUUAGAAUACUUAAUAAUACAUACUAGGAUACAUAGAUCUUAAGGCUGGGAUGUAUACCUUGUCUUGCUGCCGUUGUGUUGCGCCUCAAGACUGCCAAGAGAGGGAGGGAGGGAGGGAAGGGGAGGGAGGGGGCAGUGAACACCUUAGGGCUUGGCUGUCUGGUCCUUCUACCUCUCUUUCCCUCUCCUGUAGCAGUGAGGGGAGGUCUGAGUGGGUGUGUUGCUGCUGUUGUGUUGUGCCUCAAGACUGCCAAGGGAGGGAGGGAGGGAAGGAGGGGGUAGUGAACACCUUAGGGCUUGGCUGUCUGGGUCUUCUAGCUCUCUUUCCCUCCUGUAGCAAUGAGGGAGGUCUGAAUGGAUGUGAGUGGGAGGGUCUGAGUGAGUGAGUGAGUAUAGUCAUAUUCUGAAGCAGUUUACUCAUUCAUAGUUGGGGAUUCAUUUUACCUUGAGCUUGUCUUUAUGCUGUCUUGGUUCAGAGGAGUUGCUGGCACCUUCCUUGUGUAUGUGUGUGUGUGUGUAUGUGUGUGUGUGUGGUAGGACUGCCUCUCUUUGCCAUACUCCCAAAUAUUAAUACUGUCCUUUUUUUUUUUUUUCCUUUUUCCGUCUCCUUUCAUUAUUCUUUUCCACUUUCAUUCUUGUCAUCAUCCUGUUUUUCUUCUUUUCUAUCUCUUGACUCUCCCUUCUCUCCUCUUUCAUUCCUGUCAGCCAUCCUAUUUUUUCCUUUUUUUUUUUUCCUCUCCAUUCAGUCUCCUCCCCUUUCAUUCUUGUCAUCAUUCCCUUUUUUCCCCAUUCCUUUCUCCUCCCUUCCCACAUCCUUUGAAGUGAAGGGAAGGGAAGAGAAGGGAAGUUUGGGGGGAUGUGUGGCUGUCUCCUCCUUUUCCUCCUCCUUGGAUAAACCAGUAACAGUUUAUAGGACUCAAUAUUGUGUGUGUGUGUGUGUGUGUGUGUUACCCAAGGGUCUAGAGGCGCCACACAUGGCCGUGGUGUGUGGCGGUGUGUGUUUCUGACGGUAGCUCCAUAAAAAAUAUAUAUAAAGAUCUCAGAAAAACCAAAAAAAGAUAUUUAUUUUUAAGGAUCAUCAGGUAACAUUUUUGUCUCCCCUCUCUCUCUAUAUAUCUGCUACGGUAAGCAAUAUUUUCUAGCCGUUAUUGAUAUACAUAUAUUUAACCACAGUAUUUUUCACACUUUGCUUUGUGUGUGUGUGUGUUUGUGCAUGUUCGUGUGCACGUGGGUGUGUGUUAUGUGCAGUUUUCAAAUAGCCGUUAAUUUGCUCACAGACUUGAGAGAUUUCAGGCAGCAUGGGUGUAUCUGUCCUCCGAAACACUUCUGCACCACACCUCCACUGUACAAAGGCUCUAGAUGAAGUGACGUGGGUUUUCAAGGGUGUUUCUGUGAUUCUGGUGAUGGAUGAACAAGAUUUCCAUACUAUUAGCAGGAGAAACACUCUUGAGAACAUGGCUAUUCAUCUAUGUGGCCUUGGAGAACAGUCGUAGUGAAAGAGCAAGGUGUUUCUGAGUACGGGUUAAGGCUGCCUGUGUUUGUGUGGCUGCCCUGAGUAGUGGUGACAGAACUCAGACUUCAAGCCAGUAAAACAAGAAUUAAUAUGAGUAAUAAAUUUUUAAGUUCACCUCUUUUUUUAUCAGAGUUUCCUAAGAAUUGAUAUUUUGUUGGUGUUUCAUCUGUUCCACAUUACAAUAUUAUCCCCCCUUAGUCUUCCUCUAUCCCCUGUUACACUGCAGAUUUUUCCCUUCCUCCUCCUCCUCCUCCUCGUUACUUUCUUCCUAUAGACAUUUUCCUAAGAAUAUUUUGUUGGUGUUUUUUCCAUUCCAUCUUACAUAUCCCCCCCUCCUCCCCCCCUUCUCCUCCUCCUCCUCCUCCUCCUCCUCAUUACUUCCUAUACAGCCAGAACAAGACACAGUUUCCUAAGAAUACUUUUGUGAUGGAAUCUUCACAGUGGAGGUUUAGGUCAGUCAGUUUUACCUCUUAACACAGGCAGUGUUUUGUUGCUGUGUGGCUGUGUGUGUGUGUGUGUGUGUGUGUGUGUGUGGUGUUGUGGUGGUGUCUCCCAUGCACACCAAUGCUUGUCCUGUGUGCUCAUGAGGACAGCGUGUGUGUGUGUGUACUUAAGAUUACUGUGUUGUAUUGGUAUGGUGGUGGUGGUGGUGGUGGUGGUGGUGGUGGUAGUAGUUGUGGUAAGACACAGGAUGGAAUAGAAGUUUGUCUCCUUUGUGUUCUAACUCAAGAUGACAACCUUACCUGUCUUAUUUCUCUAUUGCAUUCUCUCUCUAAAGAUGACAAUUUUACUUCUCUGUCCCAUUCUCUCUCAGGACAAGCUUACCUAACAUAUUUCAACUUUCUUUCUCUAUCCUAUUCUCUAUCCUAUUCUCUUCUCUAUCAUAUUCUCUCCGAACCUAACUCUGAACUGAUGAGUCUCUAUCAUAUUCUGUCUACACAUAACUUUUAAUAUUCUCUUCCUGACGACACCCUACUGAAGCAAGAGAGACAAAGUUCUCCUUCACUGUAUCACCACCACCACCACCACAACCCCACUCACUCACACAUUGACACUAAGUUCAUUUAUACAUAUGAGAGAGAGAGAAUGUAUAUCUGUAUCAAUAUUAAGACAUAUAUCACCCACCUAUUUAAGAGCCAUUUGGACACCUUAGGCUUACAGGAACAGGAGGAAAUGACACAAACUGAUUAAUAUAAAGACUCUCAGUUGAUCUUCCCUUCCUUCUCUCCUGUGUCACUUUAAAAAUAGAGAGUCUUAAGAAGUUGGAGUGUUAUGUAAGACAAGAGGGAGGCAAUAAAAGCUGAUUCACUCUAUUUCUUUAUACAAGCACUACCAGUUAAUCUUCUCUCUCUCCCUCUCUUGUGUCACCUUAUGAAUAACUUAAGGAAGAGGUGGUAUUGUGUAGGAGACAGACAAGGGGAGACUAAAGCUGAUUCACUCUAUUUCUUUAUACAAACACUACCAGUUAAUCUUCUCUCUCUCCCUCUCUUGUGUCACCUUAUGAAUAACUUAAGGAAGAGGUGGUAUUGUGUAGGAGACAGACAAGGGGAGACUAAAGCUGAUUCACUCUAUUUCUUUAUACAAGCACUACCAGUUAAUCUUCCAUCUCUCCCUCUCUUGUGUCACCUUAUGAAUAACUUAGGGAAGAGGUGGUAUUGUGUAGGAGACAGACAAGAGGCAACACUAAAGCUGGUUCACUCCAUCUCUUCAUACAAGCACCACCAGUUUAUCUUCCCUCCCUCUCUCCCUCUCUUGUGUACUGUUUAGAACUUAAUGAAGAGAUGAUACUGUGUAGGAGACAGACAAGUGACACUAAAGCUGGUUCCCUCCAUUUCUUCAUUUCUUUCCUCCCUUCCUUCCUCUCUUUUAUCACCUUAAGAAUAAAGAGCAAUGGUUGUUUUAAGAGGAAGUGAAUUGUAGGAGAAAAACAAGAAGGAACACUGAAGCAAAUUCACUCCAUUUAAAACAAACCACCAAUUCUCCCUUCCCUCUUCUGUCACCUUAAGAAUAUAGAGCAAUGAUAACUGGUGUAUUGUAGAAGGAAGAUUAAGAGGAGGGAAGGUAAAGAGUGUUUAGAAGAUAGAAAGCUUGAAGACAUUGCAACACCUGUGAAUAGCUGACAUCUGUGUGUGUGUGUGUGUGUGUGUGUUGUAUUGUAGGAGGAAGAUUAAGAGAAGGGAAGGUAAAGAGUGUUUAGAAGAUGGAGAGAAAGCUUGAAGACACUGCAACACCUGUGAAUAGCUGACAUCUGUGUGUGUGUGUGUGUGUAUGUAUAGGAAGCAGCAUGAACAAUAGUCAGUCUUCAGUGGGACUUAUAAUUUCAAACACCUUCCCACACUCUCCUCUCCCACCCCUUGCUGCUUCUCCCUCAUGUGUCAGAGCAGUGGUGAUUCCCAAGUGAGUGUUUGUGUUGUUGCAGUGUGACCCGCCUCUGACAAACAAGAGAGUGGUUUAAGUGUACGAUUCACUCAUCAUUUCUUUGUUUUGAUUCGUAAUUGAAUUUUUUCAGUGUUUGUGUUUUUGAAAUAUCAUCCAGUGCUUCCUCUGGCAAACAAACAGGAUGAGGUUUAAAUGUACAAUUCAUUCGUUUCUUUGUUUUGAUUUAUAAUGCAGUUUUUUUCAGUGUUUGUUUCUGAAAUAUCAUCCAACGCUUCCUAUGACAAACAAACAAAAGAAAACGAGGUAUAAAUGUUGAUUCACUCCUCAUUUCUUUGUGUUCUUAUUCAAUUUCACUUUCCGUUGUACAUCCGUUCGUCUGCAUCUAGGCGUCUUGUGUUUGCCUUGCCUUGCUGCCCAACAGGCUCCCGUCGGUGUCACUCUAGCUAAGGCUUGUGUAGCAUAACCAGCAUAAGUGUAAAGAGUCGAUGUGUAAGUGUGUGUAAGACUUAGUCGUUACAACAGACAAGUACAACAUAGCACGACGCAUCUCUAGAGAGCAGAAGUGUGUGUGGCAGGCCUCUGUAUUAUCUCACUGCUGCUACAAGGUUAGAUGGAGUGUGGGAUGAGUAGUAUGCUCCUCUCGCUCUCCCCCAGCCCAGCCACUCACCAGCCACACGCUAUCUCUGUGCCAUUCUUAAUUAGUUCUGCGUGUGGUCACUCAGAAGGUUACACGGGUCUUUGUUUUCUGUGUAAGGAUUGUGUUGUGCUCUCACCCCUGCUGUGUUGAGUGUACGUGUGUGUGUGUGCAUGUCAGGCCAAGGUGGUGUGUGCUGCUCUUGCUUUGUGGUGUCCGAGGUGUCAUGUGCGGCGCUGCACUGUGUAUCUGUGGUGUUGUCUGUACUGUACCACACGCCAGUGAUGUGUAGCCUUGAGAUGUACUGUCUGUGCACCUGUCAUACACUCCAAUAGAACACCCUAGGAGGCACUGACAUGGGUGAGCCUGUCCCAUCAUCCUACACACUAGAGAAUGCUGUGUGCCCUUAAGAUACUGUCUGUAUACCAAUCAUACACUAACGACAUGGUUGAACCUGUCCCAUCAUACUACACACUAGAGAAUGCUGUGUGUCCUUAAGAUACUGUCUGUACACCAGUCAUACACUAAUGAGAUACCCCAGCAGGCAAUGACAAGGGUGAGCUUCCUGUCCUAUCAUACCACACACUAGAGAACACUGUGUGCCCUUAAGAUACUGUCUGUACAUCUGUCAUACACUAACGAGAUACCCCAGCAGGUGAUGACAAGGGUGAACUUCCUGUCCCAUCAUACCACACACUAGGGAACACUGCCUACCGUUAAGAUAUUGUCUGUGCACUUAUCAUACACAUAAAACACUCUUGAAGGCAAUGACAAGGGUGAUCCUGUCCCUUCAUGUUUCCAGCAAGUUACCUCACCCAUCUUUGAGACUGAAAGCUUGAGUGGAAGGAAGCCAGACUGUUAUGGCAUCUCCCUGACUCUUGAUGUUCCCUGCAAGUUACAGCUUUGCUCUGAACCCUUGAGUACUUGUAUGCUUCAUCUGACCCUCUGCCAUGCUUUCUCCUAAAAGUUUCAUCUGUAAACUAAAAUCUUGAGUGUAUUCGUUUAGAAGCUACAGUCGUGGUACCUUUCUGUCCCUCCAUGUUUGCUAAUGUUGCACUCUUAGAUUCAAAUCUUUAUAUUCUUCACCUGUCCCCUCAUGUCUCCUACACCUAACACUAUUAGAUUCAAACCUUGCUUACAUCCAUUAUACACUGUGCUGUUGGCAACAUAAUUUCCUCAAACAUAACAUUCAAACCAUUUAUACAUCCUUCACCAGAUCCUCUCCAUGUCUCCAAGUCACUUUUAGAUUCAAACCUUGAGUGUAUCCACCUAUAAACUGUGCUGUCGGUGUGGUGUCUGUAGCGCAGGGUGAGAGUUGAGCUGUGUAACCUCCAGUGCUUGGGUGAGUGGCUGCUGGGUGACGUGUGCUGGGGUGACUGUCUCCUCAUCGCCUCCAGUUUAGCAAGACUUGGGUGUUGUAGAGAAGGUGAUUUUUAUACCUGCUGAAGUGUUUUGUGGCUGGGAGCUGUUUUGAUUUAGUUUUAGGUAGAGUUUGUACCUCUCCGCUGCUACUGGGUAAAGUGAGGAGAGAGGGAGGGAGGGAGGGACAGUGUAGUCUGAACAGAGAUGAGAGGGAAGGUUUAAGUGUAAAGUGUGCAUUGCUAUUGAGAUGGAAAGAUGAAUGGAGGGGGGAGGGACAGAUGGUUGGCCGUUUUAGCCAGACCAGGAAUGGAAGGGAAGGUUUGUGAAGUGAAGUGUACAUUACUGAUAAGAUGAAAAAAACAUAAUGAUAGUUUUUCCUGAAGCUAAGCAGAUCCUUACUUCAACGAGGCAAUAUGUAUUAUUAUUAUUAUUAUUAUUAUUAUUAUUAUUAUUAUUAUUAUUAUUAUUAUUAUUAUUAUUAUUAUUAGUGAGCUAAGAGGUAUUGGAUGUGCCUGAGUGUCUCUUGGUAGUAAUAAUCUAGAUGUUGAAGGAGAGACAGACAGACAGAUAGUCGUGGAGGUUUGGCCUGCAUUCUUCCAGGCCUUGUGUCACUUGAGUGGUCGCUGCCGCCUGUCAGUGAUGCGUCUAGACAAGUGGAGUGUGCACGCCAUCACCUUGACAGAAUGUUGAGGAAUUGUGGGUCUUUUUUAGUGUUUUCAGAAAUACAUAUGUGCUGUGUUGUGUUUCCCAGCAAGCAAUGAUUUGAGUUACAUUUAAAGUCAUUAUUUCUCAUGUGUGUUUCCUGAAUCUGUACUUUGAUAUUGAACUAUUGCUAUUAUUAUUAUUAUUAUUAUUAUUAUUAUUAUUAUUAUUAUUAUCAUCAUCAUGAUUAUUAUUAUUGUAAAUGUAGUGCUGAAUUUUGCAAUGUGAUAGUAUUCUGUAACUGGCAAAUGGCUGGAAUGAAAUUAUUUUUUAUAUGAUCAAGUGAGAGUCAAAUGAUUUUCCUUUAUAAUGUUUGUCAUCCUUGAAAUACUAGACUUAAUAAAGGCAUUGUAUAAAAAUUUUCCUGUCAUAGCAGCAGCAGCAGCAGCAGCAGCAGCAGCAGCAGCAGGAUCCUCUGAUGUAUAAUACUGUUGAUAUGCUAGCCACCCGUGCAUUCCCCUGUAUGAUAAACCACCUAUUGAGGGAUUAGAGUCCGUACCGCGCCACAUCCAGCAUCACCCACGCCAUCAUGACCAUCACACACGUGUACAUUCUUUUGUUGCCCUUCGUGCGACUCCCCACAUUUCAUACGGCAUCGAGUUCUGGUCCUCAAUAUCACCUCCUUUGAUGACUUUGUUUUGACACUAAUGGAAUUGUGAUUUUCACCAUGCAAAGCAAAUGAAAAUAUACAGAUAAUAAUC
Scylla paramamosain (green mud crab) is the source of this 12579-nucleotide messenger RNA. Its product is annotated as PHAF1 protein CG7083-like. The record is from RefSeq and is a predicted model, not a curated record. The transcript has 9 exons. Gene Ontology annotation, biological process: Golgi to plasma membrane protein transport. Bases 119 to 1357 code for a protein of 412 amino acids. NCBI's taxonomy places the organism in Eukaryota, Metazoa, Arthropoda, Malacostraca, Decapoda, Portunidae. Gene Ontology annotation, cellular component: trans-Golgi network.